UCUUAUAUCCAUCUUCCUUUCGACUUCAUGGCUUCCCUCCGACCUCUUGACCAAAUUUCUACCAACCAAAUUGAAAUCCCAGUGUACAACAAUACAAACCAAGCAGAACAAAAACAAUACCAAGGAGAAGAUGAUAAUGACCAAUUUGACUACUCACAAAGAGCACAAUGGCUCCGAGCCGCUUUGCUGGGAGCCAACGAUGGGUUGGUAUCCGUUUCAUCGUUGAUGAUGGGUGUGGGAGCUGUUAAGGAAGAUGUGAAAGCCAUGCUUCUCGCUGGUUUUGCAGGGUUAGUCGCAGGGGCUUGUAGCAUGGCAAUAGGUGAGUUUGUGUCUGUUUACACUCAAUAUGACAUAGAGAGAGCUCAAAUGAAAAGGGACACGAAAAACAGAAAUGGAAAUACAGAAGAGAGUGGUAAAGAAGAUGAGAGUGAGAAGGAAAAGCUUCCAAACCCAACACAUGCAGCAAUGGCUUCAGCAAUGGCAUUCACAGUGGGAGCACUGGUGCCAUUACUGGCAGCUGCGUUUAUAAAGGAGCAUAAGUUGAGGCUUGGUGUGGUGGCUGCUGUGGCUAGCUUCGCAUUGGUGAUAUUUGGAGGGGUUGGUGCUGUUCUUGGGAGAACACCAGCGGUGAGGUCUUGUGCUAGAGUACUUGUUGGAGGGUGGGUUGCCAUGGCUAUCACUUUUGGGCUAACCAAAUUGAUUGGCACAAAAGGAAUGGAAGUGUGAUAUAUUUACAUGAUCUAUUAUAUGCUGUUUAAAAAAAUCUGUUUCUGUGCAUCGUGGUUUUAGUAGUUUGCCGGUUCUGAUGUAAAAAUAAAAUGAAUUAAUGGUGGUUUUCUUUGUUUUAAGUGUAGUGUUUUUUCA
Molecule: messenger RNA, 864 nt
Organism: Ziziphus jujuba (common jujube)
Lineage: Eukaryota; Viridiplantae; Streptophyta; Magnoliopsida; Rosales; Rhamnaceae
Product: vacuolar iron transporter homolog 4
Exons: 1
Coding region: 28-726 (232 amino acids)
Biological process (GO): intracellular manganese ion homeostasis
Cellular component (GO): membrane
Molecular function (GO): manganese ion transmembrane transporter activity; iron ion transmembrane transporter activity
Source: RefSeq, a predicted model, not a curated record